Molecule: messenger RNA, 1440 nt
Organism: Kockovaella imperatae
Lineage: Eukaryota; Fungi; Basidiomycota; Tremellomycetes; Tremellales; Cuniculitremaceae
Exons: 12
Coding region: 1-1440 (479 amino acids)
Biological process (GO): unsaturated fatty acid biosynthetic process
Cellular component (GO): endoplasmic reticulum membrane
Molecular function (GO): heme binding; iron ion binding; stearoyl-CoA 9-desaturase activity
Source: RefSeq, a predicted model, not a curated record
AUGGCAUCGCAGAACGCGACCGUCACAUCCUCCAGUGCUGCGAGCUCUGCUGCUAGGGACAAGCAAAAGACCAAGAUAUGGUGGUCCAAUGGCAUAUUCUUCAUCUUCAUGCACGCCUUUGCUCUCUACGGAGUACUAUACCUCUCACCGCUGAAGGAUCUAGAUAGGCGGACAGCCAUUCUGGCGAUUAUGUCCUGGCAAAUUCCGUGUUUUGGGAUCACUUUGGGGUACCACCGAUUAUGGUCACAUCACGCAUAUGAAGCCACUCUACCACUUCGUAUAGUUCUCGCGGCCCUAGGCUCGAUGGGCUUCCAGGGAUCCAUCAAGUGGUGGGUUCUGAGACACAGAUUACACCAUCGUUUUACCGAUUCUCCAAUUCAUGACCCAUACGCUGCCACCAAAGGCUUGUUCUACUCUCACUGCGGCUGGAUCUUCCUGAAGCCGUCAUAUCCCAGACUAAGGCUGAUAGAGCGAGACGAUCUGGACUCGGAUCCUGUUGUCCGCUUUCAGCACAAACACUUCCUACCCAUCGCCAUUCUCAUGGGUAUCGCCGUGCCUUGGGCUGUGGCCUAUCUCGGUUGGGGAGACGGUUGGGGCGGUCUUGUAUGGGGCGCCAUCGUUGCCAGACUCGGCGUAUGGCACUCGACAUUCUGCAUCAACUCGUUGGCACACUGGUCAGGUUUCCAGCAAUUUACCGAGGAUGUGUCUGCGAGAGGCAAUUUGAUAUUAGCUUUGAUCACAUCUGGCGAAGGGAAUCACAAUUAUCAUCACGCCUUUCCUCAAGACUUUCGGAAUGGGCCACAUAGCGGUGAUUGGGACCCGACCAAAUGGAUCAUCUGGCUCCUGCACAACUUCACUCCGCUCGUUCCGAAAAUAUAUCGCACUCCCGACUCAGCUAUCGCUUCAGCCAAAGCACGCGUACUCAUGGCACAUGCGGAUCGUCUCUACGCCACCGUGCCGCAGGAAGAGCGUGAAAAGCCGAUAGAGGAGCUUCCGGUGUGGAGUCGGGCGGAGGUCAAAAAGAGGCACGGCGAGUUGGUGGUGAGGCAUGUCCAAGAAGGUGAUGGAACAGUCGAAAGUAUCAGAUGGAGGAGACUGCUGUUGAUUGUGGAUGGCUGCAUUGUGGAUGCCGGGAGAUUCUUACCGGAUCAUCCCGGUGGGAAACAGCUUCUACUAGCUCACGCAGUAACGACCCUUCCAGCGUCUCAUUUCGACUCUCUGGAAUCUUCGCUAUCGUCACCGACCUCUCCUGCCAUGUCAGACUCUGGUGACUCGUUCCCAUUCACCGAUUCAGGGUACACCUCUGGCGAUCAUGAUGACAACGAUAAAUUAAUACUACGCGACGCAACGAAGGCUUUCUUUGGGGGAAUGAACAACCAUACCGGAGCUGCAAAAGCUCAAAUGAGGAGCUUGAGAGUUGCAAGGUUGGCGGAUGAGUGA